Messenger RNA from Arabidopsis lyrata subsp. lyrata, 1773 nucleotides. Its product is annotated as probable E3 ubiquitin-protein ligase RHA4A. The coding region runs from base 1114 to 1638 and encodes 174 amino acids. NCBI's taxonomy places the organism in Eukaryota, Viridiplantae, Streptophyta, Magnoliopsida, Brassicales, Brassicaceae. Gene Ontology annotation, biological process: protein ubiquitination. The record is from RefSeq and is a predicted model, not a curated record. The transcript has 3 exons.
UUAUUGACUUGUUUCGUACCUUAUUAAAAUUAAUAGCUGAAAAUUCUUAGAUUUGAAUUGAGAAUCUUGUCCUAAUCCAAGUGAAGAGGCCAUAGGUAUAUCUUUAUUUAAGUAAUCACCACUUUCCAAAAGUAAAAUAGAAGAAUAUAGAAAUGAAUGCAAAAAAAAGGAAAAAGAAAUGAAUGUCUAUAGAAGAUGUACAGAGUAACAGUGUGGUUGUAUUGUAGUGCCUUUGGUCUAUUGGUUGAAGUUGGUGAUCGAUAAGUUUUUAUCUGCUCGCUUAGACUUGAUAACCAAGAAUUCUAGAUUUUGGUGUAGAAACCUAGUUGCCAAAGAAAAAACUUUUUACAUUUGUUUCGGUUUCAAUUUUUUUCUGGGGAAGGGUAGGCAAAGAAGAAGCCUAUGAUUGAUGCUUAGCUAGUGUCAAAUAAUCGAAAACCAACCUGAGUCAGCAAAUGAAAUGAUGGGUUAUAAUAAUUAUAUAGGUCCCAUGUUAAUGAGGAUUGAGACACUUGAAUCUAAUCCUUACGCAUUAUAUAAAGUUUCUAUUCAUCUUGUUUAGUGGAACCUCAUCACCUGCUUACUCACUUCUUACCUUUUCAUUAUAUUAAAAAGAGCCAUAAGGAAUAUAUACCCUUAUAUUUUAUAUACCCAAAAGGCUCUUUUAUUCACCACUUCCCCUAACUGAUUAUGUACAUAACCAUGUAUUCACAUCACAUGUGGACAUGUCAUCUAACCCCUACUUAGGAUAUAUGUUGAAUUUUGCAUUUGUAAAGGUAAAUCUCUUAUCUACAAAAUAAAAUGGUUGCAACUUGCAAGUAAAAUCGCUUGCAAUUUGGUAUAUAAACAUGCAUUUCAAUAGUGUACAAGUUACUUUUAUUUUACUAAAAAGGAAGUUAUAGAUAUUUUAUAUCAUUAUAGAAUCUCUGUCCAAAUCCAAUAUGGUUGCACAGUUACCUGCUUUUGGGUAGAUAUACACAUACACAGGAUAUCUAUAUAUACCUUCUCUUGUGCCUCCUUAGCUCCCAUUAAAACCCUCAUUUCUCAUUUGGGUGUUUCCUUUAAUUUCAUUUUUUUUUUGUUGGGUUUGAUUUUGAAAAAACUUUUCAAGUUAUGGUUGAUCCUCAAUCACCAAUCACACCACACCUAUACCCGCAAGCAAUUCAACUUAAACUCUACCAAGCCUUCAUCUUUUCCAUUCCCAUCUUAUUCUCCAUCAUUCUCUUCCUCUUGUUCUAUCUCUUUUACCUCAAGAGAAGAGCCUCUUCUCUCUCUUCUCCUUCUCCAAUGAUUCUUCCUGUUUCUUCGAGCCACCAGACUUCUUCGCAUCUCCCCUCGGUUUGUUUGUUAGAUGUGAAAGUAGAGCUUAAAGACAAGCUUCAUGUUGUUUUGUUCAAUGAAGAACUAGGAACAAGAGAUUCUCUAUGUUGCGUCUGUUUGGGAGAAUUCGAGUUGAAGGAAGAGUUGGUGGAAAUGCCUUUAUGUAAACACAUAUUUCAUCUCGAUUGUAUUCACCUUUGGCUUUAUUCUCACAACACUUGUCCUCUUUGUCGCUCCUCUGUUUCCAUCUCCUCCACCAAAACCUCUGUGGGUGACGACAACGACCAUCCAGAUUCUCCUCAAACUUCACCGGUUUGACUCGAAACCCCGAAUGAAAUAAGCAAAUACCAGUUUUGUUAGUGAAUAGAUCGAUACACAAUGUAAAUCUUAAUUUUGCUGAUUCAAGAUAUCAAAAUGUAAUCCAUCACAUUAUAAAUAUUGGUUACACAAAUU